AUGGCCGUGUGGGCCCACUCCUAUGACGGCACACCUGCAUGGACGCCCGCUACGGUGACAGCGGCUCAUGCGCAGCGAGUGACGACCGUACAGACGCACAGAGGGCUCGAGCGUCGCCACCAUAACCAACUCCGUCCUCAGGCCCCUGUCUUGAUUCCACCCCCACCGCCUUCCCUGCUUCCUGGUGCGGACACGUCCCUCGAGGUGGAGCCCUUCCCUUCAACCUCCAUCUCCUUGCCGGCUCUGCAGACACCCCUUCCACCUCUCCAGGGUAUAGAGACGGCUACUGACCCCCUGCCCUCUGGUGACACCUUGAUAGAUGCCACAGACAGUCUGCCCUCCCCUCCCCCAGUGGUCCCUCCGGACGUCUCACAACCCGUACCCUCGUUCCGCCCGCCUCGGCAUCGUCCGGGGCAUUUCCGCCCCUAUGCACCAAUUUCGGGGGGGGAGAGAUCUAGUACCUUCCGCCGCGGAAGUCGAACACGCGGCAGAACAAAUGGACGUGGUCAGCCCAUAGAGGGCUCCGCCUCCGCGGCGGCUAUACCGCGUAGCGGCUCUCGCGCAGCGAGGGCGCCACCACCGACGCCACGUGCAGACAGCGGCCAAUAG
Molecule: messenger RNA, 609 nt
Organism: Schistocerca piceifrons (Central American locust)
Lineage: Eukaryota; Metazoa; Arthropoda; Insecta; Orthoptera; Acrididae
Product: SH3 domain-containing protein C23A1.17-like
Exons: 1
Coding region: 1-609 (202 amino acids)
Source: RefSeq, a predicted model, not a curated record